AUUCCGGGAUUGGAAUCCAUUUUCCUGUUGAAUAUUCCACAAUCCUCCCAGCGUCAUAUUUUUUGUUCCUUGUUUUUUGGAAAGAAAUUAGGUGGUGAUCCCUGGUGACCACAUUAUUUACUCGCCUAAUCAGAUCCCCCGGUUCUCAGCUAUCCCUCUCUCUCUCUCUCUCUCUCCCUCUCUCUCUCUCUCUUUUCUGUGUGCUCAUCACUGUCCUCUGGAGUGUGCAGCCAUGUCUCUCCUUAACGAUCUAAUCAACCUCAAUCUUUCUGAUGCCACCGAGAAGAUCAUAGCUGAAUACAUCUGGAUCGGUGGAUCUGGUUUGGACUUGAGAAGCAAAGCAAGGACUCUGCCUGGACCAGUCACUGAUCCUUCCAAACUUCCCAAAUGGAACUAUGAUGGAUCCAGCACAGGCCAAGCCCCGGGAGAUGACAGCGAAGUCAUUCUGUACCCUCAAGCAAUCUUUAAGGAUCCCUUCAGAAGAGGAAACAAUAUCCUGGUAAUGUGCGAUGCAUACACGCCAGCCGGCGACCCCAUUCCCACCAACAAGAGACACAAUGCAGCCAAGAUAUUUAGCCACUCUGACGUUGUUGCCGAGGAGCCUUGGUAUGGGAUUGAGCAAGAGUACACCCUUCUCCAAAAGGAGGUUAAGUGGCCUCUUGGAUGGCCAGUGGGUGGCUUCCCCGGCCCCCAGGGACCUUACUACUGUGGAACUGGGGCUGACAAGGCCUAUGGCAGGGAUAUCGUGGAUUCCCACUACAAGGCAUGCUUGUACGCUGGUAUCAAUAUUAGUGGCAUCAAUGGUGAAGUUAUGCCUGGCCAGUGGGAAUUUCAAGUUGGUCCUGCUGUGGGUAUUUCUGCUGGUGAUGAAUUGUGGGUUGCACGAUACCUUCUUGAGCGAAUAACGGAAAUUGCAGGGGCGGUCCUUUCUUUCGACCCAAAACCAAUUCAGGGCGAUUGGAAUGGAGCUGGUGCACACACCAACUACAGCACCAAGUCCAUGAGAAAUGAUGGUGGAAUACAUGUGAUAAAGAAGGCUAUUGAGAAGCUGGGUCUGCGUCACAAGGAGCACAUUGCUGCUUAUGGAGAGGGUAAUGAGAGGAGAUUGACAGGUCGCCAUGAGACUGCUGAUAUUAACACCUUCUCUUGGGGGGUUGCAAACAGGGGAGCAUCUAUCCGUGUCGGCCGUGACACUGAGCAAAAUGGAAAAGGUUAUUUUGAAGACAGGAGGCCAGCAUCGAACAUGGAUCCAUAUGUUGUGACUUCAAUGAUAGCUGAAACCACCAUUCUCUGGAACCCAUAGAGACGGAAGAAGACGGUGCUCACUCCUCGGGGAUAAUUCAAACAGAUAGAUGCAAAUUGUCAAAUUCCAAAUAAAUAAAAGUUUGCUCUGUUUAAUAUUUACCAAUUCCAGUGUGUAUAAUUUGCAAAAGAUGGAUUUUAUCUGCUCUAACUUUCUGGAGGUUUCUAGUUCCUUGGAUAUUGAUUUGUUCAAAAGCACUGCAUUUAAAGCUCAAUUUCGAUUCUGUUUUAUUUUA
Messenger RNA from Manihot esculenta (cassava), 1538 nucleotides. Its product is annotated as glutamine synthetase nodule isozyme. Gene Ontology annotation, molecular function: glutamine synthetase activity. Bases 233 to 1303 code for a protein of 356 amino acids. Gene Ontology annotation, cellular component: cytoplasm. The record is from RefSeq and is a predicted model, not a curated record. The transcript is spliced from 12 exons. NCBI's taxonomy places the organism in Eukaryota, Viridiplantae, Streptophyta, Magnoliopsida, Malpighiales, Euphorbiaceae.